UUUGCUGGGCCCUGACAGCAAUUAAGACCGAGAGGAAAUUGUGUUGACUCGUAUGCACACAAAAGCGCCAGAGGGGGACGUGUAUACAACGGUCUCGAUGCUCCGGGGGCCGUUGUGGUAGUAGUACCACCGAUGUCAGCACCAGAUCAAAUAAGUGGUCGGCUCUGUGGGCGGACGUGUACAGAACUGUGCUGGACGAGACCUAGCAUCCUCUGAUGUAUCAAUCUCUGUGUUUUCUGGGUACGAAUUUUGUAGUUCAGCAAAGACACCCCUACCCACCCGUCCUCCUUCCAUCCACCCAGACACUAGACAUCUCGGCCACUUUGCACGAGCGCCUUUGGCAAGACUUGAUGAUGAGCCGGAAGUGGAGAUUCACUCUGUAACCACACUCUGUUCAGCAACCCCAUAUCCGCUUACACUGGUCGACAUCGGGGAGCAUGGUGUGAAGAUGCUUUCCGAUUUUCAAGAUGAUGAUCUUUCGCGAAAAGAACAGCUUUUGUGUAAAACUGGAAACGAGAAGAAACAGACCUUCGCUCUCUCAGCCAACCAACCAACGUGUUGUCUUCUCUUGGGAAAUAAAUCGGAAGUUUUGGUCAAGCAAGUCAAUGCUGGGGAAACAUCUGCCAGGGAGGCUACAGAAGCGUUGCUCAGCAGCAAACCGUCUCCAUGGAGACCAGAAGAGGGAAUCACCGAUGAAAACAAAGCAAACAAUGCUCUUGGCGAAAGGGGUGUUAGUGUCCCUGGUUCUGAAAGUGCUGGCGGAACAAACGGUGGCGAGCCGGUGGAAUCAGAGCUGUUGUUUGUGGAUGAGGAAUAUUUGUUCGACAAUUGGAGAGUGCGCGAAACAAUGAAAACCAAUAUGAACAGCCCAGAAAUCCUGCAGAAGUCUGUGGAAACGGAACAGUUUACCCUCGAGAAGCCGCCCAAAACUGAGCAUGUUCAGGUCAAACAAAAAUUGGAAUAUCCAGAACUUGUGGGCAGUACUUCUAAUAAUUGCAACAAGAAUUUGUCACAGAGGGUAAAAAUUAAUUCCACCACCGAUUCCGCUGCUUCUGUAAGUGCAAACACCUGCAAUGAAUUAGAAGACAAAGGACCUGAUUACACUGAUCCCGUCCUUCAGAGAAUGACAUCAGCCAAAGAAGCGCAGAAAUCAUCUGACGGGGCUAGUGGACAUACGAACAGCGAUGAACAGUGUCAAAGUCGUGUUUGUGAAGACCUUCAGAAACCUGAAUACAGAAAGACACAAUGGGAAGAAGGGUUGAAGGUCAAGGAUGCGACACAUGCCGUUCCCUGCUUUGUUGUUCGUCGCCAUCGCAACAGAAGACCGUGGCGAUGGCGGCUGACUCGUAAACGGCUGAUGUCCUUCAUCUUCAAGUACUGUCUGUUUGUCAUCAACUUCUUUUUCUGGGUAACCAGUGUAGUUGCCAUUGUGAUAGGUGCGUGGGUGCUGAAGGAGCGAGGCCAGCUGGUGCGAGACUCAGCCUCGUUCUACCUCGAUCCCAGCGCCAUGUUGUGUUCUGUCGGCGCCGUCGCCUUUCUUGUUGCCUUCGUCGGCUGCUUGGGGGCACUACGGGAGAACAUCUGUUUGCUGAAGACAUUUCAGGUGAGCAUGAUCGUUGUGUUGCUGUUCGAAGCGACCAUCGGGGCCGUGGUUUUCAUCUUUUACGCCAUGCCGCAAGUAAGACAACAUAUCAAGGCUGGAGCAGAGGGAGUAAUAAAGAUGGCCGUCAGGCUCUACCAUGACGACGUCGAACUUCAACUGUGGAUCGACUUGAUACAGAAAGAGCUAAAAUGUUGCGGGGCGAGCAACACAGACGCCGGAUACCUGGACUGGAAAGAGAAUCCGUACUUCAACUGCACGCCGUAUAACCCCAGCGUAGAGCGCUGUGCUGUGCCGCGGUCCUGCUGCAUCAUUGAACGGGGAGACUACAUUAACGAUAUGUGUGGGUUCGACACAACAAAUAAAGAGUGGAAUCAAGUAUUCGAUCGCAUUUACACGCAAGGCUGCAUGAAGGGUCUGGGACUGUGGCUGUCCGCCCACGAAGUCGCCAUUGGAGCCAUCUCCCUCGCAAUCAUAUCGCCCCAGAUCAUUUGCAUCAUCCUUGCCCGACAGCUGAUGAAGCACAUUCGUGAGCAGCGCGCUCGCUGGCACAAACUAAACAAGACAGAACAGUAAUGGAGGUGUUUCGCCCACGUCGGGACAUGUUUAGCCACUAUUUUUUUUACAACUGUCAUACAUGGAAAUGACAGUAGAAAUGAUCAACACUAAUGGAUUUUAUCUAUGCUUAUCAUCCUUAAUCUAUGCUUCCAUUUUUUUCCUCCCCAGAUGUUUUUGAGGACUGGCUAAAUCACAUUACAUGGGAUAAUGUCAUAUUAAAAGCUGUUUACCCUUG
Pomacea canaliculata is the source of this 2393-nucleotide messenger RNA. RefSeq lists its product as uncharacterized. NCBI's taxonomy places the organism in Eukaryota, Metazoa, Mollusca, Gastropoda, Architaenioglossa, Ampullariidae. Gene Ontology annotation, cellular component: membrane. The record is from RefSeq and is a predicted model, not a curated record. Bases 449 to 2176 code for a protein of 575 amino acids. The transcript has 8 exons.